This is a messenger RNA of Pseudophryne corroboree (corroboree frog), 4803 nucleotides long. RefSeq names its product PH domain and leucine rich repeat protein phosphatase 2 (gene PHLPP2). Bases 191 to 4171 code for a protein of 1326 amino acids. Gene Ontology annotation, molecular function: protein binding. Lineage: Eukaryota; Metazoa; Chordata; Amphibia; Anura; Myobatrachidae. The transcript is spliced from 19 exons. Gene Ontology annotation, biological process: signal transduction. The record is from RefSeq and is a predicted model, not a curated record.
CGGUAACACCGCAGUAGUAACAGCAGCAGUGUAUAGUGGAGUAGCCCGGCCCCCGGCACGUCAGCCCUCCUCCUCCUACCCGUGCUACUGCGCGUCUGCCGCUGCCCGCCCAGUGCGUGUCGGGCCUCUCCUCCUCCUCCUCCCCGGGACUCACGUCAGAGUCCGUACAGUGGCCCCCACCGAGGAGGAGAUGGACGACAAGAGACCGGAUCCACCUGCGGGUCCCACCGGGGAGGGAGGGCAUGAAGCCAGCCAGCCCGGUACCGGAGCACGGGGCGCCGCCGUCAGAGUGUUGAAGAGAAACAUGAAGCGCAGCGCAAGUAAGACCAGCUUGAGUCAGAAGUGCUGCCUAGGCUCCCGCGAGAGAGAGUGGCUGAGAGAGGAUCCCAGCCGGGGAUGUAUCUGUAUAUAUGGAGUAGACCGUGGCUCAUCCAUUCCUGAUCUACACGUGGUGCUCUGCACUGUCCACACUGAAGCCUCCGAGAUCUGCGCCAGUCAAGAGACUGACGGCUUGUACAUACAACUCAAUGGCGACCUGGUCAGGAGGCUAGAACCUCAGGAGAGGCCUCUGCACAUCAUAUACCAGUACUUAUCUGACCUGGGAUUUCAGGACACUACACGGAUACAAGAGGAGGCUGCCCACUCCGAUCUUGGCUGCAUGAUCCGGUUUUACAAUGAGAAACCAAGUACAUCUGAGCAGCUGGACCGGAUUCUGCUGUCGGGAGUGUUUAAUGUGCGUAAAGGCAAGAUCCAGCUGCACAAAUGGGCAGAGAGACUGGUGGUCCUCUGCGGCACAUGUCUAAUCGUCUCCUCAGUGAAGGAUUGUCAGACGGGGAAGAUGCACAUUAUGCCCCUUGUGGGUGGCAAGGUAGAAGAGGUUAAGCGGAGGCCACACUGCCUGGCCUUCUUUUCUGCCGAACCGCAAGCUUCCACCUACCAUGUCAGCUUUGAUUCUGCGGCAGAAUAUCAGAGGUGGCUCCGCCAGGCAACCAAAGUCGUGUCUCAGAGACUGAGCACUGUUGAUCUCUCGUGUCAAAGCCUAGAGGAGAUUCCUGAGCACCUGUUCUACUGCCAAGACAUCACCUCUCUGAAUCUCCGCAACAAUUUCAUGCGUCUGCAGAGCUCGGCGGGAGUGAGCAGCAUGUGCAGGUUUUCACAGCUGAAUAUUCUCAAUCUGUCACAAAACAAGCUGGGAGAAUUCCCCCUCCAUCUGUGUGAGAUUGCCACGCUCACAGAGCUGAACGUGUCCUGCAAUGGCAUAGCGCAGUUACCGCCACAAAUAGGCCAAUUGCUCAGUCUACAAACACUGAAUCUGGAUGGGAAUUCCUUGGCCUCGUUACCCCAAGAGCUUGGAUUUCUGCAGCAGCUCUCCCAGCUCGGACUCUCUUUCAAUGACCUGAGCAGUAUUCCCAAGGUGUAUGAGAAACUAGUCUCGGUGGAGAAGUUGUCCAUGGCAGGGAACCGGGUGGACUGUCUAAGUCUGCAAACCCUAAGCAACAUGCCACACUUGAAGGUCAUAGACCUGAGGAUGAAUUGUCUUAAGCGAGUGAGUGGCAGCUUGGAGGGAAUAAACAGCGUCACCCACCUAGAUGUACGAGAUAAUCAGCUGGCAGAACUGGACCUCAGCUGCUUGGGAAGCCUAGAGCAACUGCACUGCCAACGCAACCAGCUAAAAGAACUGACGCUCUGCGCAAUCUCCCUGCGAGCAGUUUACGCCAAUUCCAACCGAUUGACAUCAGUGAAUGUAUACCUAGUUCCCGCUGUGCUGGCCACGCUAGACUUGUCCAGGAACUGCUUAACGGCUGUCCCGGAGUGGGUAUGUGCAGCCAAGAAGCUGGAAGCCCUAGAUCUCAGUUGGAACCUAUUGACAGAGUUGCCAUUAAGGAUCAUGUGCUGUCCCAAUCUGAGAAAGCUGCUCCUUGGGCAUAACCAGCUGAAGUGCCUGCCCUGUCCGCUGGACUCGGUCCCUCUGGAGACUCUCAAUGUCCAGCACAAUUUGCUCAGGCACCUUCCUGACACCCUCUUCACUGUAGCUUUAAAUCUCAGGUUUCUCAAUGCAUCUGCAAAUGUCCUGGAGUCCCUGCCAUCAAUGUGUAGUGGAGAAGAGAGUGGGAGCCAGCUGUACGUCCUCUACUUGACCAACAACAAAUUAACAGAUCAGUAUGUUCCUUUCUUAACCCUACACACGAACCUCCGAGUCCUGCAUCUGGCAUAUAACCUGCUGGACACCUUCCCAGCCAGUAAACUGAGCAAACUGGAGAAUUUGGAGGAGUUGGACCUUAGUGGAAACCGCUUGAAGUCUAUCCCAAGCACAGUGUCCUACUGCAAGCAUCUGCACACCCUCAUCGCUCACUCCAACUGCAUCAGCGUGUUCCCGGAGAUUUUCAAUCUUCCACAUAUCCAGCUGGUUGACUUGAGUUGUAACAGUCUGAUGGAAAUCCCGGCGCCCGACACACUCCCUCCUGCCCUGCAUGAGCUGGACCUGAAAGGGAACCGCGACCUGGUGCUGGAUCAUCAGCUCCACGACAUCUACAGUCAUAUCCCCGUACUGAAAAUCGACCGCAAACCUUUGCUGAAUGCUGAUCUGACUGCACCGUCCAUUCCCUGGAAUCAUGGCUUAGCUGAGCUGUCUGGCCAGAGGAACAAGCUGUGUGUCUCUUCACUGGCCAUGAGUGAUUUCGCUGAUGGGGUAGAGGCUUUGUACGGCAUGUUUGAUGGAGACAGGAACGAGGAGGUGCCGCGUUUGCUGCAGUGCACCAUGGGAGACGUUCUUCUUGAAGAACUGCAGCAGUUAUGCUGCGAUAGAACCUUCAUGUGCCACACAUUCCUUGUAUCACACAGGAAGCUUGGCACGGCAGGUCAGAAACUGGGAUCUUCUGCUCUCUUGUGCUAUAUUGGGCAUAGUGCAGCCGACCACAGCAACAGCUUCUCACUGACUGUGGCCAACGUCGGUACCUGUCAGGCGGUCAUGUGUCGGAAUGGGCAUCCUCUCACUUUAUCCCGAGUGUUCACCUUGGAGCACUGCCCUGAAGACCUUUUAAGAAUCAAGGAACAAAAGGCAAUUAUCACUGAAGAUAAUAAGGUUAAUGGCGUAACCUGCUGUACACGUAUGCUGGGAUCAACAUAUCUCCACCCUUGGGUGCUCCCUGAGCCUCAUAUCACCACAUUACCACUGACUGUGCAGGAUGAGUUGAUAAUCCUGGGGAACAAAGGAUUGUGGGAGUACGUGUCUGUGGACGAAGCUGUGCAGACCAUUCGUCACUUGCCUGAUCCUCUGGUAGCUGCUAAGAAACUCUGCACUUUGGCACAAAGCUAUGGCUGCCAGGAUAACAUAGCUGCCCUGGUGGUGUGUCUCAGUAUAGGGGAGGACACUUGCACUUGUGAGAUGCAUACACUGACAUUACCUAGUCCAUCCGGAUUGACCUCUGCAGCUGCAACAAAGGAAUUCCCAGGCUCGGUCACGCCGUCUUCCAGCAGUGGCAUUGCCUCGGAGUUCAGCAGCGAGAUGUCUGUGUCUGAGGUGAGCAGUGAAGUUGGCUCCACUGCCUCUGAUGAACACGCUAUGGCCGGGUUAGAAGGUGGCCUCAUCCUCAGGCCUGAGCGGAGAUGCAGCCUACAUCCAGUUCCCUCAGCCAGCACCUUUCAGAGGCAGCCCUCUUGUGCGACGUUCUCCAGUAAUCAGUCCGAAAACGGUCUGGAUAGUGAUGACGAGCUGCAGGCUGAAGGCCCCAGUACUGGCAGCAGGGUGGAAGUGGAGGUGGACAUACACUGCAGUAGGGAGCACUCCCCAGAACCACUCACAUUUAGCACUUUUCAGGAUUUGGAGGACGAUUUUGAUGGAAUUACAAUGCAGUUGGUACAAAACAAUCCCACAGUAAGUCAAGAGAAGGACGACCUGCCGUCUUCAUCUUCCGGGUCAUGUUUGUAUCAUAAGAAACACUCCAAUGGUUCGGUCGUGCCGCUGGAAGAGAUUCUCAAUCUAAUCGAGGUGGCCUCCGAGGCCCCUAAGAGAAAAACAGGCUAUUUCUCUGCCCCAUCACAGAUGGAUCUAGAGGAUCAUUUUGUAGUUCCACCAGAUUUGGAGAACGAGGUUAGAGCGCAGUUGAAUGACCUAGAAUUUGGAUCUGAAGAUAAAGUUGAUGCCUAUGAAGAGUUUGACACUGCUUUGUGAUUUGGAACCGAGAACCUCGGGGUCAUGUCUUCUUAAGCUCCUAGAAUUGCACAUUUUUUAACCAGGCCUUUGCUGCCAGCUGGUUACAUUCUUUUAUGUUGAACAUUGGUUAAGGCUUUUUUUUCUUAUUCCUUCUCUGAGCCGAUGAUCACAUCCUUCCUUUUUUACUUGUGAUGAGUGGCACAUGAAUUCGCCAAUCACAGCAUACUUCUUACACGUUAUCCUUUUUAAAGCCAAAUGUUUAUUUUGUUUUUUGUUCUUUUUGUUUUUUUUAUUUAAUGUGUUUUUAAUUCCUGGUUGUUGAGCCAAUGAACAAAUGUGAAUUUAAUCCAAAUAUUUAUAUUUUUUUAACAAUUGUUCCUUACUGAAGGUACAACCCACUUAUCCAUAUCUUGGUUCCUGGGAAGUGGCAUAUGAACAUAAUGCUUGCAAUAUGCAAGCUUUUGCCUCUAGGUCUGUUUUCGCUGAUCUUGGAAGUAAGAUACUCUGUGAACGUGUCCUUUACAAUUGUAUCAAGAUCUAAUUCAUUUUGUAUCCUUUCCAGAUAUGACAGUGGAAUAAGACUUGUUGAUUUUAUUUUUUUUACCACCACUAUAGCGCUUAUUAAAGGAAGUAUGCAUCUUUGGAACAAA